CCGGCAGUCUGUAUUCGGAUGACUUGAGACAGCGCAGGGUUGGGUGAACGCGUCCCAUCAUGCAGCGCGCGCGCCAGUCCUCACUCACAUACACACCCCCGCAGUAGGACACUCACAUCCAGGGAUUGGACUAAUGGCGGCCGGCAAAUCCGUGCGCUGACACGAAAUCCACUACAGCCGCUCGGGUGCCAGCCUAUUUCGUGGGGGGGCAGGGCGACGUCGCAUCGCUACACGAACGGUAAAGAAGGGAGGGCUGAGGGGAAACAAUCGGCGACUUCUAGCAGGACUUUACUAUUUUUAAACAUGGAUGAACAGCCCGGCGGAGGAGGAGGAGGAAUGGCCGCCCAGAGACAGCAGCAGCAGCAGCCCGCACCGCAGCAGGGCAACAACAGCAUUAAUCCCCAGAUCGCCAGCUCUGGAGGAGCGCCUAUGGUUCAGCAACAGCAAGACGAGAUGCCCAGGCCCCAGCAGUACACUAUCCCGGGGAUUUUACACUACAUCCAGCACGAAUGGGCCCGUUUCGAGAUGGAAAGGGCGCACUGGGAUGUGGAGAGGGCCGAGCUCCAGGCUCGAAUAGCGUUCCUCCAAGGAGAAAGGAAGGGUCAAGAAAAUUUAAAGAAUGACCUUGUUAGAAGAAUAAAAAUGUUAGAAUAUGCAUUAAAGCAAGAAAGAGCAAAAUUCCAUAAAUUAAAAUAUGGGACAGAACUAAAUCAAGGUGAAAUGAAAAUGCCUAGCUUUGAAUCAGAUACCAAAGAUACAGAGGUCUCGGCUAUACCUCAGAACAGCCAGUUAACGUGGAAACAGGGCAGGCAGCUCCUCAGACAAUAUCUUCAGGAAGUAGGUUAUACGGACACAAUACUGGAUGUCCGGUCGCAGAGAGUGCGGUCGUUACUGGGGCUGUCGGGCUCUGAGCAGAACGGUUCUGUGGAAACCAAGAACCUAGAGCAAAUUCUCAAUGGAGGAGAGUCUCCAGCCAAAAGAAAGGGACAAGAUAUGAACAGGAAUCCAGAGGUUCUGGAGACAUUUAAUUUUUUAGAAAAUGCUGAUGAUAGUGAUGAAGAGGAAGAUGAUGAGGGUGACAUAAUGGAGGAUGUGCCUGACAGGAGCAAUAAACGUAGAAUAAAGAAACAUAAAAUUAAGGUCGGAAAUGAAGGUUUGGCUUCCGACUUACCGGAUGACCCCGACACAGAGGAGGCACUGAAGGAGUUUGACUUUUUGGUAAAUGCAGAGGAUGGAGAAGGUGCCGGGGAGGCUCGGAGUUCAGGAGACGGCACAGAAUGGGCUGAGCCUUUGCCAUUCACGCCUGGUGGGGGCAAGUCCUUUAUCAUGGGCUCUGAUGACAUGUUGGAAAGCGUGCUGGGCCUGGGAGACCUCGCAGAUCUGACUGUGUCCAAUGACGAGGCUGAAUACAGCUAUGAUCUGCCAGCCAAUAAGGACGUGUUCAGGAAGACAUGGAAUCCCAAAUAUACCCUGCGAAGCCACUUUGAUGGAGUGCGGGCCCUGGCCUUCCAUCCUGUGGAACCAGUGUUGGUCACAGUCUCGGAAGACCACACCCUCAAACUGUGGAACCUCCAGAAGACAGUUCCAGCCAAAAAAAGUGCCUCUUUUGAUGUGGAGCCCAUAUACACGUUUAGAGGGCAUAUUGGGCCUGUGCUCUCAUUGGCUGUGACCUCGAGUGGCGAGCAGUGUUUUAGUGGUGGAAUUGAUUCAACAAUACAGUGGUGGAACAUCCCCAGCUCUAAUGUAGACCCUUACGACACAUAUGAUCCCAGCGUGUUGGCUGGUACGUUGUUGGGUCACAGUGACGCAGUGUGGGGAUUGGCUUACAGCGGAAUCAAAAACCGGCUGCUCUCCUGUUCAGCUGAUGGGACGAUCAAGCUGUGGAACCCUCAGGAGAAGUCACCGUGUCUCAGCACAUUUAACUCCGAUAGAGAUCAUGGUGUUCCCACAUCAAUUGAUUUCACUGGGAGUGAUCCAGCUCAUAUGGUGGCAUCCUACAACACGGGAGAUGUCGUUGUUUAUGAUCUAGAGACAUCACAGCCCGUCUUGGUAUUGUCUGCGCAGGGAGAGAGCACUAUUCCUUUUGGGAAUCAUAUUAAUAAAGUAGUCACCCACCCCACCCUGCCAAUCACAGUCACCGCUCACGAGGACAGAAACAUCAAAUUCUUUGAUAAUAAAUCAGGUCAAGCCAUCCAUGCAAUGGUGGCUCACUUGGAUGCUGUUACUAGUCUGGCUAUAGAUCCAAAUGGCAUCUACUUGAUGUCAGGAAGUCAUGAUAGUUCCAUCCGCUUGUGGAACAUGGACAGUAAGACGUGCGUACAGGAGGUUACCGCGCACAGGAAAAAGUCAGAUGAGGCCAUUUACGAUGUUGCCUUCCACCCAUCUAAGGCAUACAUAGGAAGUGCCGGAGCUGAUGCCCUGGCCAAAGUGUUUGUAUAAAAGAACGUCCGAAUGAAUGCAUACGUGAAGACGAGAAAGAAAGGACUGCGUCACUGCCUUGUGUAACAAGAGUAGCAUUUCUCACACUACACUGAAGUGGCUUCCACCUUCGCUGUCAAACUCACACCACACACACAACAUUACCAGGUGCCAAGAGGGGGGCGUGCAGUGUGAAGCCAGUGUGGAGUGCUCAAUCAGUUUUAAUCUUUUUUUUUUCUCCUCAAAAAAAA
This is a messenger RNA of Sinocyclocheilus grahami, 2669 nucleotides long. Its product is annotated as striatin-3-like. Gene Ontology annotation, molecular function: calmodulin binding; protein-containing complex binding; armadillo repeat domain binding. Gene Ontology annotation, cellular component: dendrite. The transcript has 16 exons. NCBI's taxonomy places the organism in Eukaryota, Metazoa, Chordata, Actinopteri, Cypriniformes, Cyprinidae. The record is from RefSeq and is a predicted model, not a curated record. Bases 304 to 2439 code for a protein of 711 amino acids.